AUGGAGGGAACGCUGGAUAUCGUUGGGGAGGGAAACAAAAUGAUAGUGCUGAAGCAGACAAAUGGAAUGAAGAGCAAAACUCCUUUUAACGACAACGGGGGGGUAACCAAGUUAGGGAGGACACCUGCUAGUGGGUCGUCCCUCUCGCCAGACGCGUACUUCCACAUCCUGAGGUACAUCCACUUCUACAGCUACGUAUUUCUAAAAAACUCAGUGAUCAAAGUGGUGAAGGAAAGUGAAGUGAAAAAUGUGAAUAUAACUUUGCAGUAUUAUUGGCUAAAUAAAAUGUGCUACAGGGAAAUGAAGAUCUUUGAAGACAGCUUGCUUGUUCAUAACAAUUUUGUUGUCUUCGAUUCUCAAUUUAGCGACUUUGUGAGGUACUCCCUGGAGUGGUACACACGUGGCAACACCUUGGCCAGUAGAGUUUUCAGCAGAACCAACUACCUCCUAUUCGAUGGAAUAGAAAAAAUCAGAAAAUACUUACUAAAAAAUUAUAAGAAAUUUGUUGCCUACUUGAGGGAGAACUCAGACCACAUUGUGGAAGACAUUUGGAGAGACAUGAAGGAAUUUAUUAAUCAAGCAACGGAUGAGAAGAAAUUGCAACAAGUCAAAAAACACGUCAUUUCUUAUCUGAAGAAAAAUAAUUAUAAGGAUAUUUUCCCACAGGUGUUGCAAUGUUUUGAAAUAUACAUAAAACGGUUAAAGCAUUUUGAACGAUUGAAAAGGAAGAAAAAAAAAAUGACCUCCAACGGGAAGGUCAUAUUUAAGGCAAUGUACGAUUCGCAUAAUUUUAUUUAUCGGAAAAAGUCCAGGAAAAAUCACAUUGGCUAUGUGGAGGAGGAUUUAUUUGCCAUUCCGUCCUUUUUGCUUCCAAAUGGUGGUCAUGCAAAAACGGAGGAGUCGUCACAGUUGGGCCUUCCAGACGGUGCCCCAAUUGGAGACGCCAGUGAACUGAACCAUAAGAACAAUUUCUCUGACCAGUACAUAAGUGUCGAACUAAAGUUGAAGUGCGGAAUGCAGGACUACAGUGACAUGCUCGAUCGAUACAACAUACAACAGUUAAUUAAGCAGAGGAACAACCACAACAAACAUUUGUCCCUCUUCGUGCCAAGCAAUUUUUUCCGACUGAAUUAUUGGGAGAUAUUUAGGAAUUUAAAUUUGGCCUUCCUAUCUAAUGGUAAUAAUUUAAACCUCUAUGUGAAUGGUAAGAGGAGAGUAGACACGGCUCUGCAUUCAUUGGACCAUUUCAGAUAUUUGUUUUAUAAUGACCCUCUUGGUCCGUUCAAUGGGGGGAAGGACCCCCUGGGGAAGCUCUACUUUGCCCACCUGAAAAAUCAAGCGGUAAGCGGGAGUGUCCUACCUUGUGGAGACACGGAAAAACAGGUGGAACACACGGAAGGUUCUUCCCCCGAAGGAGAGGCCCCCAUGAAGGAUUACCUAAGCCAGUUGAACAAGGUACAAAUGCAAAUGUCGUGGAAGUACGCCAGUAGGUACAACAUUUUGGACUACUGCCAUAGGGUUGGUUCAGACGCCAUUUUGGAAGGGGGAAGGGUCGGUUUGCUUGCGAGGUGCAUCCAUGAUUUGUGGCCAUCCUCGAAAUGGCCCCACAAAAGAUGCCGCUCAUAUUCGGGUCACCUCUACACCAACUACGCCUACCGAAAUUACAUAUUCAGCAACAGUUUUUUCUUCAAGUACGUCAUUCCAUGCACAUGCCAGGAAGUGCGAAAGGCCCUAUUCAGUCUGAAGAAGGGGGACUACUCCAUGUGCCUCAAAAAGUUGGUCUCCAUCGUCGAUACUUAUAAGGAUAUUUACUACCUCCAUUUGAUCACCCUGCUGAAGAAUGUGGCGCAUAUUAUUUGCGAACGAUGUGCCGUAAUAGCCCCAACGUACUUCGAUGAAAAUACUUUCCUACCAAUUAAAAGGAAGGACAACCCUCUUUGGAACGUCAAUUUGGCGGAGCGUGAGGAAUAUGGGGGAGGAUACUCCUCUAAUAAUGCGGGCCCCCGUGGGAACUGUGGCAUCACCGCCUUUAUCCUGUCAUGUGAUAGGAAGAAGUCCCCCCUGAAGGAGCUAAAAAGGGAGUUACUCCUCUUCCUCAAGGAAGCACAAACGGACAAGACGAAAUGGAAAAAAUUAUUGAAGGGGAGCUUCACCCAGCUGAAGGGUCUGUACAACGAAAUGAGUAACAACUACGCCAGUAUAUUUAGCAAAUUGCAGGAUGAGUACCUUACCAUGCUUAUGGAAAAAUUGGGUGUACAGAAAAAAACGUGGAACGAAAUAUACAGCAAGGUUGAUGAAAAUUUCCUUCAUAGAGUGAAGAGCGACUUUGUCUACCUUUACGAUAGGAAGGUUAAAACGAAUUAUUACUACAACUGGUUCAUUACCAACCAGUUUAACCUUUCAGUGAAGUUGUACUUCCAGCAGUGCCAGUACGUCCUAGCAGGAUUACUCAACCAGAUGAAAGUUAUCUACACGGAAAAAGGGUAUGAAGAGCGGGUCAACAAAACAAUUGCUCAUAUGCGGGGAAGAGUGAAAAAGGCACUUUGGAAUUACGCAACAACAUGUGAAUUCAACUUUGAAAUAGGGAACAUCUCCCAUUUUACGGGGCGCAAAAGUGGGAAUGGCAACCUGAUAAACUACCUCCUCUUCCGCAAGAAUGAAUUGAGCAAAAACAGUUACAUUGCCCAAACGAAGGGAAAAAAGGAAAGGCUAGUCAUGCUCAUAAACAUCAUAGAGAAGGAAAAGUUUCUAUUUUAUAAGCUCCUUUACUUCCACUGUUUUAGUGCUGGCCAAAUUCAAAUUGUACACUGCAUGCUACUUUUGAUCAAAAUAUUUGAAAGGUUAUUUUUUUUAAAAAAAAGUGAAGACAUUUUUUCCAGCUUUGCUUACUACAAGGCAAGCCUGGAAAACUUCACCUCCCCGGAGAGUAACAACAGCUAUAUUGAGCAGAAUAGACACUUGUCCCGUUUUAUUGACGUCAAGCGGGUGAAGCGCCUCUCCCAGUGUGUCUUAAGCAGUGCUGACAGGGGAAGUGAAGAAACAAACACGCAAGCGAAUAACCAGGCGAAUAACCAAGCGAAUAACCGAAGAGGCACGCCCAAACAUGCCGCCUUCACGUACCUACAGAAUACACACUUCCUUCUCGGCAAUGAACUCCUCAUCGACGCCAUAGGAAUAGUAAACAAAUUCUCCCAAUCGAAAUUGUCUUAUAUCCAGAGCGAAAUGAAAAAUCGUACACGCAAGCUGUACUAUGGACUCUACCGCAAUGUGAGCCAGUACGGUAAAAAAUACGAACCCAUGUAUAAGCCCAGCAUGAAAAAAAACCAAAACAGGAAGAAGUUAAUUCGACGCAUGUUAAGCAGCCAAACCUUAAUAAACAUGGACCACUUUAAUUAUCUAACUAGUGAACCAUUCAAGUCCAAAUUGAACAGCAGCACAAUUGUAGUGAACCGCAAGAGGGACAUCCCGAAGAAGGCCAUGAAGAUUUACAAGAAUAUGAUAUUUUUCGUUUGCCGCUUUUUAAUAAGUAGAACCCUGUGUGAUAACAGCACCAUUUUUAACAUCUACGCGAAGGAAGACAACAGGUACGACGAUGCAGAAGUGCUGCAGCGGCUGGAAGACAAUCGAUUCAAACCGUUAAUUGUGAAGCGAAGGGGAAGAAGGAGACCACCACACGGAAUAUCAAACGUGACGUUCGCGAACGAUUUAGACCAACAGGAUGGUAACCCCAUUCAGGGGGAGGACGGAGCGAAUGAAAAUCAGGAGAAUGCCACCCCGUCGACCGUACUGUGUGCCAAAAAGAAGAACAAAAAAUAUAUCCCCACGAAAAGGUUCACGUCUUAUGCAUAUCCACUAAGGAGUACCCAUCUCCGAAGGGAAAAAGAAAAAUGCAGCAGAGAGGAUAACAGGCAACUUCGAAAAGUGGUGGAAAAUGCCUACGUCCCUCGUGGAAGUAAGAAAAUAUAUUACCGCAUUAGUUUGAUUGACGUAUCCAUGAAGUCGAUAAGUAAAAUGAGUUACUGGGAAAAGCAGAUGUCCCAGAUAAUCUCCCAGUACAAGGAGCUGUGCGCGCUUUAG
Molecule: messenger RNA, 4077 nt
Organism: Plasmodium coatneyi
Lineage: Eukaryota; Apicomplexa; Aconoidasida; Haemosporida; Plasmodiidae
Exons: 1
Coding region: 1-4077 (1358 amino acids)
Biological process (GO): inositol phosphate biosynthetic process
Cellular component (GO): nucleus
Molecular function (GO): ATP binding; inositol-1,3,4,5,6-pentakisphosphate 2-kinase activity
Source: RefSeq, a predicted model, not a curated record